Messenger RNA from Telopea speciosissima, 1568 nucleotides. RefSeq names its product isocitrate dehydrogenase [NAD] regulatory subunit 1, mitochondrial. Gene Ontology annotation, molecular function: isocitrate dehydrogenase (NAD+) activity. Gene Ontology annotation, biological process: isocitrate metabolic process; tricarboxylic acid cycle. NCBI's taxonomy places the organism in Eukaryota, Viridiplantae, Streptophyta, Magnoliopsida, Proteales, Proteaceae. The transcript has 6 exons. The record is from RefSeq and is a predicted model, not a curated record. Bases 156 to 1274 code for a protein of 372 amino acids. Gene Ontology annotation, cellular component: mitochondrion.
CUUAUUUUUGCAGGUGAAAGCUGAUACAGAGGCCAGAGGGAAACUGUGAGACCUUAUUUCUCUCAGUUUUCCCUUUAAAGCUUUGAAUCUUGAAGGAACAGUUAUUUGUUCUGAAGAAAUUUUGGAAGGAUAGGAAAAUUGAAAAGAUUUCUACCAUGGCAAGAAGUAUGCGGCUUCUUAAGCAACUCCUUGAAACUGUACCUCCAUCUCGGGGGCUAGGGUUGAAUCUUCAGAUGAAUAGAUCUGUAACCUACAUGCCCCGGCCUGGUGAUGGUGCUCCAAGAGCUGUUACCUUAAUCCCAGGUGAUGGGAUUGGUCCUCUAGUUACAGGUGCAGUUGAGCAGGUCAUGGAAGCAAUGCAUGCUCCAGUGUAUUUUGAGAAGUAUGAAAUUCAUGGUGACAUGACAAAGGUUCCUCAGGAGUUGAUUGAUUCAAUACGGAAGAACCAAGUUUGCUUGAAGGGUGGUUUGGCCACUCCAGUUGGAGGAGGUGUCAGCUCGUUGAACGUUCAGUUAAGAAAGGAGCUUGAUCUCUAUGCCUCGCUUGUGAAUUGUUUCAAUCUGCCUGGUCUGCCAACAAGGCAUCAAAAUGUCGAUAUUGUGGUGAUUAGGGAGAAUACGGAAGGGGAGUAUUCAGGGCUUGAGCAUGAAGUUGUUCCUGGUGUCGUUGAGAGCCUUAAGGUGAUUACAAAGUUCUGCUCGGAGCGGAUUGCCAAAUAUGCCUUUGAGUAUGCAUACUUAAACAACCGGAAGAAAGUGACUGCUGUGCACAAAGCCAAUAUUAUGAAGCUUGCAGAUGGUCUAUUCUUAGAAUCUUGUCGUGAGGUAGCAACAAAAUAUCCAGGAAUUAAGUAUAAUGAGAUUAUUGUGGACAACUGCUGCAUGCAACUUGUCUCAAAGCCAGAGCAAUUCGAUGUCAUGGUAACACCCAAUCUUUAUGGUAACCUUGUGGCAAAUACAGCAGCGGGUAUAGCUGGAGGCACUGGUGUCAUGCCUGGGGGCAAUGUUGGGGCUGAUCAUGCUGUCUUUGAGCAAGGUGCUUCAGCAGGUAACGUGGGGAAUGAGAAGUUGCUGGAGCAGAAGAAGGCUAACCCAGUGGCCCUGCUUCUUUCUUCUGCAAUGAUGCUGAGGCAUCUCCAGUUCCCCUCAUUUGCUGAUCGAUUGGAGACUGCUGUGAAGCGUGUCAUCUCAGAAGGAAAGUAUCGAGCAAAAGAUCUUGGAGGAGACAGCACUACCCAAGAAAUAGUGGAUGCAGUCAUAGCAGUUUUGGAUUGAUAGAAUUCUAUCCAGGCUGCCAACAAACACAUUUUCAAGCUCGAUACCUUUUUAAUAUUUUUGGAGUAUAUCAUUCUUUUUCCAAGUCACUGUUGGGGGUUUCCUGCUUCUGUGAAAAAUCUGAAAAUGUAAUCUCUUUUUAGAAAUAAUUUGAAUCCUUAUAAAAUCAGGAGCCAUGUAGAAUGCUCAAAUAGCACCUUGAAGAAGGUGGAAUCAAUUUAUUGUUUUGGUGCACUAUAAAAAUUUACAGCUCUUGAUGAGACAAUUAUAAUAUAUUUCUUGUCAUUUAUGCAA